Molecule: messenger RNA, 1293 nt
Organism: Sesamum indicum (sesame)
Lineage: Eukaryota; Viridiplantae; Streptophyta; Magnoliopsida; Lamiales; Pedaliaceae
Biological process (GO): ribosomal large subunit biogenesis; ribosomal small subunit biogenesis
Cellular component (GO): nucleolus
Molecular function (GO): DNA binding; RNA binding
Source: RefSeq, a predicted model, not a curated record
CCUAAUCCACAAACCAUAGAGCCAGCGCAAGAAUGAAGAAGAAGAAGCAAAAGCCAACCACUCCCAAUCCCGCCGCCGAUGAAUUUGGUGGUGACCUGAAAUCGAUAAUCCAUGCACACAGCGAGUAUUUUGAUCACUUGAUAGAACUGAUACCCCCGAGAUUCUACCUGUCGAACGACGAUGCAGAUUCCAAACCGUGGUAUCAGGGCCUCUCAAAAGCGGCGAAGGCCUCCUUAAAGCAGCAGUCCAAACAAAACCUUAAGCUAGCCCGCCGCCAACGCUUCGACCCCGAUAAGGAACCUUCCUCCACCCUCCAACUCCUCCAACAACAACAAAACAACAAAACUCCCGUUCCCGGUGAGAGCAAUUUCACCAAUCUUGAAGAUGGUGAAUCUGGGGCUAAGCCCGUCGAUGUGGAGGAGAAUAAGAAGUCGGUUACUUACGAGGAGCUGAGAGAAAAGCUGCGUCGAAAGAUUGAAUUGUUGCGCGGAAACCGCGGUGAGAAGAAAAAUGAUGAAAAGAAGUUGAAGAAUGAUGGGAAUAAGAGGAAGAGGGAUGGUGAGAAUGAUGGAGGGCAGAGCGGGAAGGGAGUGCAUUUGGAUGAGGAUGAAGAUGGCGAGGAGAUAAUUGAAUAUGGGAAGGUGAGAUUGGGAGACGAAGAGGAGGGGAAACAGGGGAAGAAGAAGAAGAGGAAAUUGCCAAAGGCCAAGGAGUUGGAGAGGGUGAAGAGAACAGAGGAGGUGAAGAGGGAGAAUCCCAGUGCGGCUGAACGCGAGUCAUGGAAGGCGGCAACGAGCAGGGCAAUGGGGGUGAAGGUGCAUGAUAGUGCACGUUUGAUUAAGGAGAGCAUGAAGAAGGAGAAGAGGAAGAGGGAGAAGAAUAAGGAGAAGUGGAAGGAGAGGGUGGAAACCCAGGAGAAGAUGAAGGAGGAGAAACAGCGGAAGAGGAAGGAGAAUAUUGUGGGGAGGAUCAAUGAGAAAAAGAUGAGGAAGAUUGCCAAGCGGGAGAAGAAAUUGAUGAGGCCUGGUUUUGAGGGUCGGAAGGAGGGCUUUAUUACUCCAGAGUGAAGAUUUAUGUUAUUGGCAAUCUUUUACUUUCUUUCUUCCUAUUGAAUUAGGAUUGACAAUGUCAAUUGUUAGUUCUUACUAUGUUGUUCAAGGAAUUUUAUGAUUAUGAGCAUCCAUGAAUCACACCUAGUGUCAUUACAUGUUAUACUAUGCUUAUAGAACUGAUGAUUUUCCUUAUUCUGGUCAUUAGAACAUGGUAUAAAAAAGCUCUUGCCUGAUUUCAGAU